Messenger RNA from Copidosoma floridanum, 2531 nucleotides. RefSeq names its product eukaryotic translation initiation factor 3 subunit B (gene eIF3b). Gene Ontology annotation, cellular component: eukaryotic translation initiation factor 3 complex. The record is from RefSeq and is a predicted model, not a curated record. Lineage: Eukaryota; Metazoa; Arthropoda; Insecta; Hymenoptera; Encyrtidae. Gene Ontology annotation, biological process: translational initiation. Gene Ontology annotation, molecular function: translation initiation factor binding; translation initiation factor activity; RNA binding.
GAUACAUAAUAUACACGUCGGUUGCGCGGCUGAUGCUCGUUCUUUAGGCUAAACAUGGCGAAGAAGUCUUCGUCGGACAAGGCCCAGUCGGCCGAGGAUGCGGGCAAAACGAGCGACGACGUCAAUCCCGAUGAAGAGCCGAACUUCAGUGAUCCCGAGGACUUUGUCGACGACAUCCCGGACGAGGAGCUGCUGGCAGAUAUCAUCGGUCAGAAGCCUUCGGAGACAGAUGGUGUUGAAUCCGUGAUCGUCAUAGAUGGGGUGCCCAAGGUUGAGCCCAAACGAUUGGAGAAGCUUCAGACUGUUAUAGAAAAGAUUUAUGGAAAAUUUGGAACGAUAGUCAACAAAUACUAUCCUCAAGAUGAAAAUGGAAUGACCAAAGGGUACGUGUUCUUUGAAUACAGCAAUCCCGCAAGUGCUCUGAAUGCCAUAAAGCAGGCAAACAACUACAAGAUUGACAAAGUGCACACCUUCAAGCUAAAUCUUUUCACAGACUUCAAGAAGUUUGAAAACAUACCCGAAGACUGGACGCCACCAGAACCUCAGCCAUUCAAAGCUGCGACGGAUUUGCACAGUUAUUUGCUUGAUCCAGAUGCGUACGAUCAAUUUUCCACUGUCACUGGUAAUCCAGGAUCAACCCAUGUACAAGUCUGGCAGAACUGUCAGCCGGAACCUAUUGCCAUCGAAGACCGACAGCGAUGGACCGACACUUACGUCAGAUGGUCGCCAUUGGGUACUUAUUUUGCCACUUUCCACAAACUCGGAGUGGCCCUGUGGGGUGGACCUCAAUUACUUCAACAGGUCAAAUUCUCCCAAAAGAGCGUCGACGAACUUGAAUUCUCGCCAUGCGAGCGUUAUCUCGUCACUACGUCUUAUGGCGAAGGCAGUGAUAGGCGCCUAGUCAUGUGGGACAUUCUUACAGGACAGGAAAAGCGAUCAUUCAAUCCGGAAGGGCCAAACAUAUGCCCGAUUUUCCGCUGGUCUUACAAUGACAAAUAUGUCGCCUACAUGAGCGAGGAUAUGCUCAGUGUCUAUGAGACUCCGUCAUUUGGUUUGCUGGACAAGAAAAGUAUCAAGAUCCCAGGAAUCAGAGAUUUCAGUUGGUCACCGACUGACAACAUUAUUGCCUUCUGGGUACCUGAAGACAAAGAUGUACCUGCUAGAGUUACAUUAAUGGAGAUUCCAAGUCGCAAUGAAAUUCGUAAGAACAAUCUGUUCAAUGUAGCUGAUUGUAAGAUUUACUGGCAAAAAUCUGGGGACUAUCUGUGUGUCAAAGUUGACCGAUUUGCCAAAAAGAAGGAAAAGACGGAACAAAAAUACACGGAAAGUUGUAAAUUUCAAACAUCACAACACUUUCAGGGAAUGUCGUACAACUUUGAAAUCUUUCACUUACGUGAGAAGCUCAUUCCCGUUGACAGUGUAGAGAUAAAAGAGCCCAUUCAUUCUUUUGCUUGGGAGCCCAUAGGUAACAAAUUCGCCAUUAUUCACGGCGAAUUGCCUAACAGUGCCAGUGUUAGUUUUUAUGAAGUGCGCUGUGGGCAAGGUCCUUUACUUUUAAAAAAACUAGAAAAGAAAACAUGUACUUCUCUGUAUUGGUCACCUGCUGGUCAGUUUAUCGUUUUGGUUAAUCCUUCCAUGUCCCAUAAUCUUGAGUUUGUUGACACCAAUGAUUUUACCAUCAUGAACAUGGCGGAACAUUACCAGUGUUCCCAGGUCGAGUGGGAUCCAACUGGACGGUAUGUUGUCACAUCAGUGACCAUGCACCAGAAGACGACACCUGAUACUGGUUACUGGAUAUGGUCGUUCCAGGGUAGAAUUUUAAAGAGAGUCAAUGUCAAUCUAUUCAGUCAAUUCUUGUGGAGACCAAGGCCACCGACCCUGCUGACUGCCGAGCAGAUAAAAAAUAUUAAGAAAAAUCUUAAAAAAUACUCUUCUACAUUUGAAAGCAAGGAUCGCCUUCGUCUUACUCGUGCUUCAAAGGAAUUGAUUGAUAAACGUCGUACUCUCAUGAAAGAGUUUGAAACAUAUCGUGCUAAGCGUACAAACGAAUAUGAAGCACAAAAGAAACGUCGUCUUGAACUACGAAAAAAUAUUGAUACCGAUGAACUUGACUCUGAUACUAAGAAUAUGGAUGAAGAAAUUGUGGAAUUUUUGGUAAAAGAAGAAGAAAUCAUCGUUGAUAAAUAAAAGGCCAUUAAAAGCUGUUUUUUGAAAAGGAAAAAUAAAAUCCAUUAAUAAACUCUAAGGAAAAGUAAUUUUUCAUGCUUCAUAAGAGAAAUUUACUUGAAACAAGUUAGCUAAGUGAAAGUGCAGCCAAACUGUUAGUAAGUCGGUUUUAAUAAACCGGCUUCUUAAAAGUGAAGAAAAUGAUCGUAAAGAUAAAUCAAAGACAGUUUUUAUUAUAUUUUUACUACCACAUUGGAUUCUACCAUCUCCCCUUUAGGAUAGCAUGGAAAAUCAUCCAGCCUAUGGAUUUUUUAUUUUAUUUAUAUUGUCGAAAGGAAAAAAAUAAAUGUUAAUUCAGGAUAAAA